This is a messenger RNA of Funneliformis caledonium, 550 nucleotides long. NCBI's taxonomy places the organism in Eukaryota, Fungi, Glomeromycota, Glomeromycetes, Glomerales, Glomeraceae. The record is from the annotation of a GenBank genome assembly.
AAUCUUCUAUCGAACUCCAAGCUGAAGAAUCUUCUAUUGAACUCCAAGAUUAUUCUCUACCAGGUUUUGAUUUUCUUGACAGUUUUGAUGAUCUACAAAAUAUCGACGAAGAAUGGAUCAUUAUAUUCAUUUUAAGAUUUCAAAUCAGAUUUCGCUUAUCAGAUACAGCAACUGACACAUUAAUCAAGUUUGUUAAACAUGUUUUAACAGAAUUGGAUCAUAAUGAUCAGUUUAAAGACUUUCCAACUUCUUUAUAUACUACAAGAAAGAAAUUGGGAUUGAAACAUCAAUUCAUCACGUUUUCAGUGUGUCCUUCGUGUCAUAAGUUGUAUAAUGUAAAUGAUGUUGAACAACACACAAUUCAAGAGCAGAAAGCGAUAAAAAGAUGUGAUCAUAUACAAUUUCUGAAUCAUCACCGUCACUUUCUUCGAAAAUGUAAUGCUUCUUUAUCAGAACAAAAAGAGCUAGGAGGUAGUAAAAUCGUUAAUUCACCAUUGUUGAUUUAUCCAAUGGCCAAUAUAAAAAAUCAACUUUUACAUAUGUAUCAAAG